Molecule: messenger RNA, 1902 nt
Organism: Debaryomyces fabryi
Lineage: Eukaryota; Fungi; Ascomycota; Pichiomycetes; Serinales; Debaryomycetaceae
Gene: SAC7
Product: Sac7p
Exons: 1
Coding region: 1-1902 (633 amino acids)
Biological process (GO): activation of GTPase activity; regulation of fungal-type cell wall organization; signal transduction
Cellular component (GO): cell cortex
Molecular function (GO): GTPase activator activity
Source: RefSeq, a predicted model, not a curated record
AUGAGCCAUUCGCUGUCGCCAACCAACAGGAAUUCAAUCUUUGGGUGGGUGAAGAACUUAAAGCGGGGCAGUCUUAUGUCCAGCGAUAGUGUCAACGAUGUGACGUCUGACAACGACGCGUUUCCGGGAGAAUCAAGAUCGCCCACGAAGUCAAUAAACAACGGCCAGACCCAGGUGCAGAGUCCGCAUUCUCACCAGGAGUUUUUGAGGCCGAUGCUACAUCACAAGUCAAGAUCAACUAAUAAUUUAAACAGGGUUCGUUCGAACUCCUUCAACCAGUCGGAAAAAAGUUCCACCAUAAGACAACACAGAGACUCGUUUUUACAACAUAAUCCCCUAGUGGAUGAAAACAGCAAAUAUUUUGGAGUCCCUUUGGAUGAAGCCAUAAAGCAAGCAUCUGCUAAAAUUUCUAUAUUGACAAACGAAGACUCCGACCAUGUUUUACAAUAUGGAAAAAUCCCUAUCGUUGUAGCUAAAUGUGGGGUUUAUUUAAAGAAGAAUGGUUUGAAUGUGGAAGGUAUAUUCAGAGUUGGAGGCUCUUCGAAAAGAGUAAAAGAGCUACAAUUAAUAUUUAAUUCACCUCCAGAUUUUGGAAAAAAAUUGAAUUGGGAUGGCUACACAGUUCAUGACGCUGCUUCAGUUUUAAGAAGGUACUUAAAUGCUUUACCAGAACCAUUGAUAACGUUGGAUUUAUAUGAAUCCUUCAGGGAACCAUUAAGGAAAAGACAAAGAAUAAUACACUACAUGAAAUAUAAAGCAGAAAAUCCUAAUAAGCCAUACAAAAAGUCAAAUACUGAUCUCUCGUUAAAUGAUGAUGAUAAGAAGAUCGACACGAAUAGUGAGUUAUUAUCUUCAAGCCAUUCACAACCCCUAACAGAAACAAAUAUUGGGAGACUAAACAAUUCAAAUCUGUCUACCUCGCAAGAUACGCUGGAAAUUUGGAAUUCAAAAAAUGCAUCGCAAAAUGCAUCUCUAUCGCAGUCUAACCCUCGGUCAAAUUCUCAAGCUCAAGCAGACUUGAUUCAAACUUCUAGCAAGAGUAAUAAUGACAGCAAAAGCAAGGCAAAGAAGCUAAAAAAUUAUACGAAGCUAACCAAGGAUAUACAUGAAGCUAUUGAUGAAUAUAAGGCAAUGGUUGACAAUUUACCGAAUUUAUCAAAACAAUUAUUGUUCUAUAUAUUAGAUUUAUUGGCAAUGGUGCAAAAUAACGCUAGUGAGAAUUUGAUGCCGUCUAGAAAUUUAGCUGCAAUAUUCCAACCAUCUAUUUUAUCGCACCCAAGCCAUGAUAUGGAUCCGGUAGAAUAUGCAUUAUCCCAAUUAGUGGUUGAAUUUUUAAUUCAAUAUGCUUAUAUCUUGUUGCCGAAUCAAAACCCGUCAAAGCUGGGGUCCAAAUCAAAACAAGUUUCAUCUACAUCGUUGGACAAAACAGGCCAACCUGAUUGCGAAUCAAACCGGUCACAAGUUGCAUCGCUAGGGCAACAUGAACAACAACAAGAGCGAAACAAGUUUUCUCAGCAAUCAGAUGCUACUACCAACAAUUUGACAUCAACGAGUACAACACCCUUAGAUUUUGAAUCGCAAGGCUUGUUAAACAAGCCUUUCAAACGGUAUCAUAGUAAAUCCUUAUCUUCAUCGUCUAACCACGAAGACUUGGUUGGUUAUCAGAAUAAUGUCAAUUCGAAAUCUUUACCAAUUGUAGAUUCUGAUCAUGACUUUGAAAUAACUGACGAUGAAAAUGACGAUGAAACACCUGAAGUGGAUAUGAAAGAUUCUGUCAUCAGCCCAGAUGAGUUUCAAUUUGUUACCAAUGCCAACCAAGCGUUUGAAGAAAAUAUCACUCCUAAUGUUUCUAUUGUUGUUUCGACCCCACCUGUACCGGUGUCUAAUACCAAGGUUGAAUGA